Prunus persica (peach) is the source of this 5929-nucleotide messenger RNA. RefSeq names its product putative disease resistance protein RGA3. Lineage: Eukaryota; Viridiplantae; Streptophyta; Magnoliopsida; Rosales; Rosaceae. The transcript is spliced from 7 exons. Gene Ontology annotation, biological process: defense response to other organism. Gene Ontology annotation, molecular function: ADP binding. The record is from RefSeq and is a predicted model, not a curated record. The coding region runs from base 165 to 3833 and encodes 1222 amino acids.
UCUCUUCAAUUAUUAUAUCUUUUUACGCCAGCCAUAUGCGCACCUUCUUGUCUACAAAUCCCUCACAACCUUCUCAAAGAUACAUUGCGUCCUCAAUUUUGCUCUACUUUUCUAACCCAAACUAAGCAUUCUGCUCUCUGUCUUGAGCAACACUGAAAGAAAAUAUGGCUGCAGAGUUUCUUACUUUUGGUGCUGAGGGAAUUCUGACGAGGGUGGCUUCACUUGCAGAGCAAGAACUCAGUCUUCUCUGGGGAUUCAAAGGAGAGCUAACAACUCUACGAGACUCAUUAUUCAAGUUGGAAGCUAUGCUCAGAGAUGCACAACAUUUACAAGUUCGGGGUGAGAGGGUGGAGAUGUGGGUGAAGGAUCUGGAAGGCAUAGCUCAUGAAGCAGAUGAUGUGUUGGAUGAAUAUGAAUAUGAACUUCUCCGGCGGAAAGUGGAGAUCCAAAAUCAGAUCAAGAACAAGGUGCUCAACUUCUUUUCACGCCACAAUCCCAUUGCAUUUCGUCGCAAAAUGGCACAUAAAAUUAAAAACAUCAAUGCAUCUUUGGCAAACCUGAAGAAUGAGGCAGCUAGUAUUGGACUGGUUGAUAGGUCAACACUGGUCAAUGCAACAUCUCAUGAUAUUGGAGGACUUGACAGGGAAACCGUCUCAAACUUUGAUCAAGAUGAAAAGUACAUUGUUGGAAGGAAGGAGGUUGCGUCGGACAUAGUUACAACCCUGAUCAACUCUGGCAAGAACCAAGACAAUUGUCUUUCUGUUAUGGCCAUUGUGGCGAUGGGAGGCUUGGGCAAGACAACUUUGGCUAAAUCUGUAUAUAAUGAUCCUGAGAUAGGUAGACACUUCGAUCAAAAAAUAUGGGUAUGUGUAUCUACUCCUUUUGAAGUCAAAAAGAUUUUAAGCGAGAUCUUGGAAUGUCUUAAACCAGAGAAAGCUGGGAUAAAGGGUAAAGCAACAAUAUGUGAAAACCUGCAAGAAGAUUUGAAAGGGAAGACAUAUCUUCUCGUGCUUGACGAUGUUUGGAACGACGAUCGUAGCAAAUGGGACGAUUUGAUGAGUUGCUUGUUGAAUGCUACAAGCACUAAAGCAAGCAAAAUCCUUGUCACUACUCGCAAUGUGAGUGUUUCAUCAAUUGUACAAACACUUCCUACAUGUGUUCUGGGAAAAUUAUCGGAGGAUCAAUGCUGGUGCAUAUUGAAGUAUAAAGCGUUUCUAGAUGCGAGUGUUGUUUUGACUGAAGAUCAAGAGAGAAUCGGAAGGGAGAUUGCCAAAAAGUGUGCAGGUGUACCAUUAGUGGCAAAGGUUUUGGGAAAUAUGAUGCGUUCUCAAGAUAUUGAUGGAUGUCGGUCAAUUCUAGAAAGUAGAAUAUGGGAUUUACCAGAAGGAGAAGAAAGAAUCUUGUCGGUUUUGAAGUUGAGUUUUGAUAAAUUGAAAUCACCAUAUUUGAAACAAUGUUUUGCAUAUUGCUCAAUGUUUGUCAAAGAUUUCGAAAUUGAAAAGGAUGACUUGAUCCAACUUUGGAUGGCUCAAGGAUUGCUUUACCCUUCUCCUCCCAACAGACGUAAUCUAGAGAUGGAGGAUAUAGGAAAUGAAUAUUUUAAUAUUCUAUUGAACAACUCUUUCUUUCAAGACGUUGAAAAGGAUUGGUAUGGUAAUAUUACAAGUUGCAAAAUGCACGACCUUGUGCAUGAUCUCGCAGAACUUGUGUCAAAAACGAAGAGUAAUGACUCCAAUGAGACUCGACAUAUGGCACAUAUUCCUACCUCAGUGCUACAUGGAGUUCCAGAAAGAGGUGCUCAUAAAUUGCGCUCACUUUUCUUGAAUGUUGAAGUUCUUGGUGAUAUCUUACCAAACUUUAGAGGUUUGCGUGUCUUAAAUUUAUAUCAAACUUAUAUGAAGGAGUUGCCAAUUGCAAUUGGAAAGUUGAAACACUUGAGGUAUCUGGAUGUUUCCUAUACAAAGAUCAAAGCACUCCCCAAAUCCAUUGGAAAGCUUUAUAAUCUACAAACAUUAAGAAUGAAAGAGGUCGAGCUUGAAGAGUUUCCAAAAGAACUGCAAAAUUUGAUAAACUUGAGACAUAUUUAUUUUUAUCCGUAUGGUAUGAAAUUUCCAGCAAGGAUAGGGCGAUUGACUAAUCUCCGAACAUUAAAAUAUUUCAUCGUGGGUAAGGAGACAGGUCGUGGAAUAGAGGAGCUGGCUGGCUUAAACUUGUUAAAAGGCAGAUUAACUAUCUAUAAUCUAGAGCACGUGAGAGAUGGAGAAGAAGCCAAGAAAGCAAAAUUAGUGAAGAAGACAAACAUAAGCAAGUUAAAGUUUCAGUGGGCAGAGGAUAGGUCAAGCAUCACCAAUGAUGAAGAGGUACUAGAAGGCCUUCAACCACACCCUAGUAAACUGGAAUUUUUACAAUUUUUCAACUUCAUGGGUGAUAAAUGUCCAUCAUGGAUCAUGAGUAGUUCGUUUCCUGUAUUGAAAAGGUUAAAGAUUUACAAUGCUAGGAACCUAACUGAAUGGCCAGAAAGUGGGAUCGUGGUCUUUCCUUGUCUCGAGGAGCUGGUUUUGAGGAAUUGUGAUAAAUUGAGAAGUGCUCCUAGCCAUUUCCCAUCUCUCAAGACGUUGGAGAUAGAUUCCAUGGGUAGCGGCAUGCCAAUAGCAAACAUAAGCAAUAAGCUGACCACUCUUACUUCGCUCGCAAUAAGGAACAUAAGCGGACUUGUUUCUCUGCCAGAAGGGAUGCUUAAAAACAACAAGAAUCUUGCAUACUUGGAGAUAAAAGAUUGUCAGGAGCUAACUUGUAUUGCUCUUGAUGUAGUUGGCUCUUGCGCACUUCUUGAGUCAGUGCGUAUUUCCAAGUGUCCUAUUCUUGCUUAUUUUCCUGAUGGGCUACUCACAACAUCUCUUAAGAACCUGAUUGUGGAAGAUUGCGGUAGUCUAGAGUUGAUUCCAGUUACACAGCCCCUCUCAUCCCUCUGUGAAUUAAAGAUUACAGGCUGUCAGGAGUUGUCAAGUCUACCGAGUGGGUUAGAUUAUUAUACCUCUCUUCAGGAGUUGGCAAUAUCAAAUUGUGAUAUGCUAACAUCCGCUUUGAUUCACAGCCUCCCAUCCCUCCGGAAGUUGUCUAUAUUUCGUUGCAACAGGAGACCAAAGUUUGUUCCAAGUUUACUCGGCUUCACAUGCCUUCGUGAAUUGAGAAUUAAAGAUUCCCAUGGAUUGACAAGUCUGCCAAUAGGGCUAGAAUCAUGUUCUUCUCUUGAGGUGUUGAUAAUAAGCAAGUUGCCGAAUGUAGAAUCUAUUACAAGUUUAGACAACCUCACAAACCUCCAUGAAUUGGGGAUAUUUUCUUGCGAUGGAUUGAAAAGUCUACCCAAUGGGUUAGCAAUAACAUCCUGCCUCACCCACUUGAAGACAUUGGAAAUCGGUGGCUUUUGGAAGGAGCUUGAUUCAUUCCCUGCUUUUCAGGUUACAUCACAACUUGAAACAUUGAAGUUAUGGGGUUGGCCUAAGCUCAAGUCUCUGCCCGAGCAAAUUCAACACUUGACUUCUCUAACAUGUCUUGAAGUGCAAUGCUUUGACGGAAUGGAGGCUCUUCCAGAGUGGUUGAGAAACCUUACAUCUCUUGAGUACCUGUAUAUACAUCUUUGCAAGAAUAUGAUGUAUCUACCUACACUAGAAGCUAUGCAAUGUCUCACCAAAUUAAAACGCAUAUUCAUUUUGGAUUGUCCCCUUCUAAAAGAGAGAUGCAACAAGGAGAGCGGCUCAGAGUGGCCCAAGAUUUCUCAUAUUCCACAAAUAUAUGUUGACUGGGUACGGUGGCAGCUGCCAAAUUCAAUAUAGUCUGAGAAAGUAUCAUCUUGAAAUGAGAAAUAGUUGAAAGUGGGCGAAUUGUGGUCGAGAAAAUGAUUAAACUCAAUUGCGUUUUUCCUUGAGACUGGUGUUGGUGUGGAGAGUUGAUUGAAGCUAUAUAUGCUACACAUCAUCACCAUUGAAGAAAAGGUGUCCAUUCCCUACAGCCUACAGCCUACAGCCUACAGCCUACAGGGUCUGUUGUUAUUUGGGCAUAAUUUGGAGGUGGGUGGCUUUGCCUUACCUGAAGGAACAUUUUUUGUAAUGGGAGCAAACAGAGUCCAGGUAUUCAAAAGCACUCCAAUUUCUACAGGUAAUAAAUUCCACUAUGUAUAUUUAAAUCUUAAGAAAAACAAGUGCACAAAUUUGUUUCCUUUUUAGGUCUGCAAUUAUAGACCAACUUUUACGUAUGUGAAAUUCAGGCCCGAUCAAAGAGACAAAUCAUUGGUUCACUAUGAUUAACAACAAUUUUUAAGGACCUACAAAGCUUAGCAGAUAUUCCAGUGACUGAUGGGGGUAAAUCCAACACAAGCCACCAACUCAAAUGAUCACAAAAUCAAGACAGAAGUCACAGGCUGCUCAAAUUUUGUGUGCCGAUCCGAAGCGAUUGUAGUUGGAAUAUUUUGGUAAUAUCCUUCUAUUGAUGUCCAGAGAAAACUAUAAAUUUAUUCAAAUUUUAGCAUGGGUGUCCAAAGAUGGAUUUUGGGUGCAAGCGUGAGCUCACCAACAUUUGAAGCACGAAGCCCAACAGCCCAAGAACCAGCAACUAAGUCCAACUUAGCCUAUUGCUCCACUCUACCCCAACACCCCACUUUCUCUUUCCUUUUUUUUUUUUUAUAAUUUUUUUUAACUGUUGUAAAAGUGGAGUCCCCAAAAUGCCCCCAAAAUGCCUAUAAAUAAGGCUCCCUCCCAUACUUGUAAAUACACAAUGAGAUUGAGAAAACACACAGAAAUAAUGUGAAGAACAAACUCUCAAUGAAUGAGAAAUCAGUUUUCUCCAAUUUCUCUCUAUCCCAAUUCUCUCUCCAUUUUCUUACUAGAUUUAUAACACAUUAUCAGCAUGAUUUCUCUAUCUCUAAAUUCAGAGACCCAACCCAUCUCACCUUCCUCUGCUCUCUCAUCCACACCGCAGCAGAGCUUUUCUUGAAAACCCAGAAACAACAUAAAUCCUGUCCGUACAGCAACCGAGCCAUCUAUGGGACACGGUGCUCCAGCUCACCAAGUCCGCUUAGGACAAGAACAGCGACCCGCUCCUCUGGGCGGUUCAGCACAGCAACAGCCUCAACUCGGCCGGCGUGGCCUUGCCCUCCGUCGAGCUCGCGCACCUCCUCGUCUCUCACAUCUGCUGGGCCAAUCACGUGCCCAUCACAUGGAAGUUCCUCGAGAAGGCCUUGACCGUCAAGAUCGUAUUGUGAACCAGCAAAAGAAAAUCUUGAGAACCCAGUAAAGUGCGAUGGGGGAGCUGGCAAGUCAGAAACAUGUUCAGUUCAUUGUAUUAGUCGAAAAGAAGAAGGAUUCUUUUGAGUCCGUGGUGAUGGAGCAUAUAAGAAUGAAUGGGGCAUAUUGGGGUUUGACUGCUCUUGAUCUUCUUGGGAAGCUGCACGUCAAGAUGACUCAGGUGGGUUUGGUGGUAACAUUGGGCAUGACCCACAUGUACUAUAUACCUUAAGUGCUGUGCAGGUUUUGGCCUUGUUCGACAAGCUUGAUGUUCUGGAUAUUGAAAAGGUUGCGAGUUAUACCACACACCAGCCUUCACAUGUUUUGGAUCAGCGGAUGAUGAUGAGGUUUUCUCCAGUCGGCAAGGACAGAGAAUAAAACAGUGUAAAUGCAGAGGCAACUUUGACAGACCCCUGAUGACGGCCACAAUGAUGAGCAGCACCCACCGAUAAAGAAAAGCAAACCCACCGAAAAAAAAAAAAAAUGCUAAAGUGCUGAAGCAUCUUUCAAUAAGAAAAGCAAACCCACCGAAAGAAAGAAUAAUAAAUAAAUAUAUUUUUAAAAUUAAAAAAAAAAAAAAAAAAAAGAUCACUCAGCCAAGGGCACUGACCCUAAAGUAAGCGAUAAGGUCUCUGCUCCCUUAUCUUCUC